Lampris incognitus (smalleye Pacific opah) is the source of this 2987-nucleotide messenger RNA. RefSeq names its product MRE11 homolog A, double strand break repair nuclease (gene mre11a). Gene Ontology annotation, molecular function: manganese ion binding; 3'-5'-DNA exonuclease activity; DNA endonuclease activity. NCBI's taxonomy places the organism in Eukaryota, Metazoa, Chordata, Actinopteri, Lampriformes, Lampridae. Gene Ontology annotation, cellular component: nucleus; Mre11 complex. The coding region runs from base 131 to 2218 and encodes 695 amino acids. Gene Ontology annotation, biological process: mitotic intra-S DNA damage checkpoint signaling; telomere maintenance; meiotic DNA double-strand break formation. The transcript is spliced from 20 exons. The record is from RefSeq and is a predicted model, not a curated record.
AGAAAGUCCGCAAGACUCGCGGGAACGUUUGUAGCCAAGUGUGCUAGCCCUCUGAGAGCUUGAGGAAGAAGUAGGAGACACGUCCUGCUGGCAAGCUGCUUGGAGUCAACUUCCAUUCUCUUUUCACAAAAUGUCCGUGGAAAAUAGCUUGGAUGAUGAAGAUACCUUUAAGAUCCUAAUUGCAACUGAUAUUCACCUUGGUUUCAUGGAGAAGGAUGCUAUCCGUGGGAAUGACACUUACAACACACUGGAUGAGAUCCUCAGAUGUGCUAAGACAAAACAGGUAGAUUUCAUCCUGCUUGGGGGUGAUCUAUUCCAUGAAAACAAGCCAUCACGCCGCUGCCUCCACACAUGCAUUACAAUGCUCCGGAAGUACUGCAUGGGAGACAAGCCUGUACUGUUCAACAUACUCAGUGACCAAGCCGUCAACUUCAGUGCUAGCAAGUUCCCUUGGGUGAACUACCAGGAUGAAAAUCUCAACAUCUCCAUCCCUGUAUUCAGUGUUCAUGGUAACCAUGAUGACCCAACAGGGUCUGAAGGCCUUUGUGCACUGGAUCUGUUGAGCUCUUGUGGUCUUGUCAAUCACUUUGGUCGCUCCCAGUCAGUGGAAAAGAUUGAGAUUAGUCCCAUACUCAUGCAGAAGGGCAAAUCAAAACUAGCACUAUAUGGCCUUGGCUCUAUCCCAGAUGAGCGAUUGUACAGGAUGUUUCUUAACAAUCAGGUCACUAUGCUUCGCCCCAAAGAAGACCAAGAUGAGUGGUUUAACCUCUUUACCAUCCACCAGAACAGGAGUAAGCAUGGCCCGACUAACUACAUCCCAGAGCAAUUUCUAGAUGACUUUCUUCACCUGGUAGUUUGGGGCCAUGAACAUGAGUGUUUGAUAGCCCCGACCAGAAAUGAACAACAGCUCUUUUACGUCACACAGCCUGGCAGCUCUGUAGCCACGUCCUUAUCUCCUGGAGAAGCCACCAAAAAACAUAUAGGCCUGUUGAAGGUGAAAGGCUGCAAGAUGAAUCUACAGAAGAUCCCUUUAAUGACAGUACGUCAGUUCUAUAUCCAAGAUGUGGUGCUUGCCGACCACCAAGACCUCUUUACCCCUAAUACAAUGAAAGUCACAAAAAAGGUUGAGGAUUUCUGCUACGCCAAGGUUGUAGAGAUGCUUGAGGAAGCUGAACGUGAUAGACUGGGGAGUCCACUCACUCCAGAGAAACCUCUCAUUCGCCUCAGAGUGGACUACAGUGGGGGCUUUGAAGCCUUCAACACUUCCCGGUUCAGUCAGAAGUUUGUUGACCGCGUGGCCAACCCCAAAGAUAUCAUUCACUUUAUGAGACGGCGUGAGCGCAAGGAAACUGUCACAGAUGAGGCCAAUAUUGACUAUGGUCAACUGGUGAAAAAUACUACAGCUGAGGGGCUAAGAGUGGAGGAUCUAGUGAAACAGUACUUUGAGGCAGCCGAACAGAAAGUACAGCUGUCCCUGCUAACAGAGCAGGGCAUGGGGAAGGCAAUUCAGGAAUUUGUGGACAAAGAUGAGAAAGAUGCCAUUGAAGAACUUAUAUCCUACCAGCUGGAGAAGACACAACGCCACCUCAAGGCGAGAGGAGUCUCCACAGAAAAAGAUAUCGAUAAAGAGGUCCAAAGUUUCAGGGACUCCAAAAAGAAUACAACUGAGGAGGAGGAGGAAAUCAGAGAAGCAAUCAACAGAGCCAAAACUCUCCGCUUGGAGCGAGGGGAAGACUUGGGCAUAUCAGAUGAGCUGGCUGAUGUUGAAAUGAAUUCCGAUGAGGGCGUUGCGCCACCCCCCCCCUCAACACAAAGCAGAGGCAGAGGGAGGGGCAGGGGGCGGGGCAGCCGAGGCAGGGGGAGGGGUACAACUUCCACUGAACCAAAGACAGUAGCUCCGGGCCGUUCCCAAAAAUCCUCAGCCUCAACCCAAAGCAGAACCAUCAUGGAAGCAUUCCAAGCUUCAGCCCAGGCACCAUCUCGGGGUACAGCAGCCAAAUCCUACGUACAGGAUGACAUUACCAUCGAUGACUCUGAUGAAGAUAUACCUGUAAUGAGAGCUACCCGAUCUGCUCCUAUAGCCACUUCCUCAUCCUCCAGUAAGCGCAGUUCUCAGAGCCAGAACCAGUUAUUCAAAGGAGUGGAUUUUGAUGACAGUGAAGAUGAAGAGGAUGAUCCAUUUAAAGGUCCCAUCAGUCGAGCAUGGAAAAAACCAUAACUACAGUCUUCAUUUUACAACUAUGUUUGAAUAAUUAGAAGCCAAUGAAUUUGACUGGUUUGACAACUGAGCCCUUCACAGCUAGUUCAUACACGGCCUCAUUUGGUCAAAAGCCAAGGCUUCAUGUUUUUCCUUUCUGUAUUUCCCACAACCUCACCUGCUGACCAACAAUAUAACUCCCAACUGGUGGAGAGCAGAAGUUACAUCUACUCAACACCGACGUUAUACUUUGCUGGUCUGUGGAGGACCCACUUGUCGAAGAUUUGUUUCCGACAAGAAGAAAGAAAUGUUUAUUUUUUCUAAAUUAUCUUUGUCUUUGCAUCAUAAAUUGUUUUUGUUUUCCGAUUUCAAAGAAUGUGAAUACGUGGCCUGAAAAUAUUCCUUGUUGAGAAAUGACGUUUCAUUACAGGUUGGAAAUGUUUGGAGGCCUAAGGGGGUACGAUAGAUGUAUCUGAAAUGGGUCUGAAUUGAUAGUUUUAUCAUGACAAAAGCAUAACGUGUACCAAACAAUGCCUUGCUCAAUCUCCACUGAAUGCCCCUACUUGUCCUCUUAUCUACCUCCCCCACAUCCUCUGGUAUUUUUCCUCUCUUCUCUGCACUCCACAAAUCUCCUCUGUUCCUUCUCUCCCUCUGCCGCCUCCCUGACUUGAUUGCAAUAGUUUUAACAAGUUUAUGUGCGUCAAUUUCUGCGCUUGACAAAGUAUUGUUCCUCCCUUGCUGUUUGACACUGAACAAAUUAAAGUUUGGCUGCCGAUGAGCUUAACGUCCA